Molecule: messenger RNA, 832 nt
Organism: Anoplophora glabripennis (Asian longhorned beetle)
Lineage: Eukaryota; Metazoa; Arthropoda; Insecta; Coleoptera; Cerambycidae
Exons: 2
Coding region: 39-746 (235 amino acids)
Source: RefSeq, a predicted model, not a curated record
GGUUGCUAUUUGAUAGUCAGCUACUGCAUAGAACAAUCAUGAAAUCCACCUACUCUUUGUUAUGUUUUUGUUUAAGCUUAACGCCUUUGUUGGCGUAUCCUGUAGACUACAACGAAACAACCGCCGAAAUAACAAGUAACGCUUUGAAGGAAUUGGUAAGCUUAAUCUCCGACAACCCCUUCACAGCCCUCGUGCAACAAUACAACAACGACAUCAACGACAUAAACAGCAGGACAUACGGGAAAAUGAAGAUCAACGUUGACAACUUCAACGCGCGCCUGAGCCAGGUAGAAGACAGCGCCACCAAGGCAGACGCAAACAUCACGACAUGUCUGGAAAACCUAAACCUACUCACCCCUGAGGUGUUCUACCAAAAAUAUACCGAGGAAUGCGUCAAUCCGUCCCGAGCCUUGGGUCUGAAUCUGAUGAGUCUUGGAUACAACAAGCAAACGGUUGAAUUUUACAAGAAAUACGACGAACUGAUGACUUACUUCAACGGAUGUCUGCAUGGCUCCGACCCCUCUCCUCAGAUCUGCGCUGGUAUAGUGGAGUCGACGCUGCAGGAGGUGAACAGGAUCCUGCCCGCAGUUAAGGCUAAUCCUCUACACAUCCAGAGGGAAUUUGAGCAUCAGAGACUGGCUCUGGCCUAUUGCGCAUACGAGCACGUUUCUUCGUCAAGCAAGAGGCUGGAGGUGGAGUUCAGGAAUGUCAAAACUUGCAUUUUGGAGAAAAUAGACGCGGCGUAACCACAAUUAUAUUUUUGGUACUAUUAUAAUCAUAUUUUGUUCAGGUUAUUUAUAAUAAGCUAAAUACACGUAUUUUAAAACACAAA